CAGACCACAACCCUGAUUUAAUAGCCUCUAUUGUUGUACUUUGUGUCCAGUCCAAACGUGUUACUCCCUGGGCUCUUAGGAAUAAACAGAUACUGGUAGUGGCAGUACUGGUGGAGCUUAACUGCAGUCAGGACCUGAAAAUGUUUGUCACCAUCCUGUUUGGAGACAGCAGGAUGGAAAUGUUCAAUCUCAACUGUAAACUGAUAAACUUCAUCCAUCAUUUAAAGGAGAAGUCUGGACUGGACUUUAAAGACUGUGUGGACCUGAUGGACAGCAGUGGCAGAGUGAUGAACCUGGAGGGGAAGCAACAAAGCUUGGUUCUGACCAGCAGCGUGCUGGCAGAGAGACAGUACUACGUCCUCCUGCGAGUAUGCCAUGAUGACACUGGAGGCCGGAAAUAUGUGUCUCUCCUAAAUAACUUCAGCCAGAGUCAUCCUGAGUUAACAGAGCUGCUGAGGAAGUUGUCCAACCCUGACAAGGAGCGAGACAGACAGAUGAGAAGAAGACGGACACAGAGGAGCAGUCCUGCCAAACAAACCAGAAGCACAAACACCUCUGCAAAUGACAAGAAACACCAAAUGAGAUAGUUUCUAUAUGAGUCAUGACAGACUUUUAGACGACCACCCACGUAGAGCCGAAGGGUCUGUCCUAGGUUUCUGCCUCUUAAAAGGACGUUUUUCCUUGCCCCCGUCGCCAAGUGCUUGCUCAUGGUGGUACUGUUGGGUCUCUGUAAAUAAUGUUAUAAAGAGUUCGGUCUAGACCUGCUCUAUUUGAAAAGUGUCCUGAGAUAACUUCUGUUAUGAAAUGG
Messenger RNA from Dicentrarchus labrax (European seabass), 808 nucleotides. RefSeq lists its product as uncharacterized. NCBI's taxonomy places the organism in Eukaryota, Metazoa, Chordata, Actinopteri, Moronidae. The record is from RefSeq and is a predicted model, not a curated record. The transcript has 6 exons. The coding region runs from base 141 to 587 and encodes 148 amino acids.